Molecule: messenger RNA, 1066 nt
Organism: Tyto alba (common barn owl)
Lineage: Eukaryota; Metazoa; Chordata; Aves; Strigiformes; Tytonidae
Gene: TNFRSF17
Product: TNF receptor superfamily member 17
Exons: 3
Coding region: 245-748 (167 amino acids)
Biological process (GO): tumor necrosis factor-mediated signaling pathway
Molecular function (GO): signaling receptor activity
Source: RefSeq, a predicted model, not a curated record
CAGCUGUCCAGUUUUUCUACAAUUGUGAAUUGCCAAAAAAAGGAACAAUAAUUCCUUGGGGGCCUCAAAGUUAAAUCCUUUUUAUUUAACCUGAUACUAUGUAGUUGGAGGUGUGAUUGAAGUCCAACUAUUAUUGCUGGCUCCUCUUAGAUUUGCUAAAAUUGAGAACUGAAAAGCCCUUUGUAGAUAAUCCUCACUCUUUUAGAAUUUUUGUGGCUUCCCAGUUCUAUAAUUACUGACCCUGAUGGCACACUGCCCCAAAAAUGAGUACUUUGAUAAUUUGCUGCUCUCCUGUAAGCCUUGUCAUCUUCGAUGUUCUAGUACACCACCACCUUCAUGUGAAAACUACUGUGAUAAGAGUACUGAUUCAGGUGGAGUUCUUUGGAUUUGUUUGGGUUUAGGAGUAAUUUUAAUGCUCACUCUGUUCACCUUAAUGAUCUUGUUUAAAUGGAAGCACCUAACACAACUAAAAGAAAAACUGAAAAACACAGACUCUUCUGUGGAGCCGAAUAAUAUUCUCAAGGCUUAUACUGAAAGCAGUGUGAAUACUGAAGGAAUUAGAUACUCAAUUCAAAGUGAAACAUUAAUGUAUUCAGUGGAGGAAUGCACUUGCAGUGACUGUGGCUUGAUAAAACCUCAGAUUGGCUGUGAAACUUCAUUUCCAUUACCAGCUACAGAAGAAGGAGCUACCGUUCUUGUUACCACAAAAUCUUUUGAUUAUUGCAAUUACAUUCUGGGUGCUGGGUGACUAUGAGAGAAGUAUAUUUUUACUGCAUAAUAAUAAAUUAGUUACUCCAGUAUAGCUAUUAAUACUUGCAAACAGUGGAGAAGGCUAGUACAUCAUCCUUAUAGAUCUUCCAUUGAGCUUUCAUUAAUAUUGUCAUAUUAUUUCUGGUACUAGUAUCUCUUUGGUCAAGUAUUUCUACACUAUUCUCAGGUACUAAACUAGUUAUCGGAAUUUUUAAUUUCUGAAAGUCCCUAUGUAGCAUGGCUUUUUCUGCCUUUAGAGAUUAUAUCUACUUAUGCUGGAUAUAUACAAACCCAUCAAUAAACAACUUUGCAAAUA